AUGUCUUCCAGCUCUUCAAUCAACUCCUCUUCUAACCAGAUCUUGCCGGAAGAUCGUCGCGAGUCUUCCGAACCGAGCUCUUCCUCUUCAAACCCUCAUUCAACAAACUCCUCCAACAAGGAGACUAAUCCUCCUCAGUUGAUUCGUAAAAACUCCAGAUCGGUCAGCGCGAGCAGUAGCCGAUCUCGACCGCGAGUUGAGGCUACCGAACAUCUGGCUACAGAGACUCGCGAAACGGGAGCUCGAACUGGGCCGAACACCGAUGGUAUCGAUCACGAGAUCGAGGAGGUCGAGGAGCUUGAAGAAGAUAAUCCUGAGGAAAACGCUACCGAAGCAGGAGUCGCCGAGGAUAAUCUCGAAGCAGUGAACCAUGCUUCGCCACCACUUCCGAGGCGAAAAGUCGUUCGUCCCCAUAACGUGCCAUCUUCUUCCGUCUCCCCGAACGCCGUUCAUGCCGUACUCGAAAAACACGGGCUUUCAGACAAAGUUAUCUUCAUAGUACUGGAAGCUGGAGAUCGGCCAUGGGACGUUCCCGAAGGCUUCCUUUGCAUUUAUCUGUCAUACUUCACGCAGUGCGGGCUCACCCUUCCGAUUCCUUCUCGUCUGCUUGGCUACUGCAAUCGACGUGGCGUAGCUCUCACGCAGGUGAUGCCAGCCUCAAUAACAAACUACGUAGGGUUCAUUACUUUAUGCGACGAGCUCGGCGAAAUCCCAACCAGUCGGCUUUUUGAAGACCUCUUCUCGGUUAAUAUCCACAAGUCCAAGGAGUGGUUCUUUGCGGCAAACGCCAAGCCGAAAAAGAACAUCGUCACUGGGGUCAAACCUAGUCGUCAUCUCCCGAGCAUUAUUCUCAACUCCGGACUCACCUCCGAAUUCGAAGCAGCUUUCAGCGAAGCCGGUAAACGUCGUUGGCCUGAAGUGUGGGAAGAGAUUCUUCAGUGCCGAGCUAAGAAAGCAGCCUCUGUCAAAGAACCGAAACCGCGGAAGCCAAAAGCUCGAGCUAACAAGCCCCGAGCUUCUCCAAGACAAAAGGCGCCUAAAUCGCGAGCCAAACGAACCCGAACUGCCAGGAUGCUUUCACUGGACGAGAUCCCCACUCUUUUUGACGAGGAGGAACAGAAUGACGCGACUCCGAACCCCGUUCCUGCUACCGAAGAGGUUAGGGAACAACCUGAAGAACUGCCGCUCGCUGCGAACUCACCUGACCACGCUGGUCAGAAAAAGCUGAAGAAGAAAAAGUCCUCGAAGAAGACUAAGAGGAUUGAAGACUCUUCUCGGGCACAAGAUGCUCCCGCUGAGCUCGACCAACCGACGGCUGUGGCGUCGGACCUCGCUCUUUCUCAAGAUCGAGCUGAGGCUUCUCAUUCUCGAAAGAGACAAGCUGGAGACCGCGCCGAGGGUUCUCCAGAGCCAGAGCCAGCGAAGAGGGCGAAGGUCUGCUUCGAUUAUGACGAGGAAACUCCCUUCGAGGAAAAUGUCGAUGCUUGUGUCGACCUCUAUCACAAGAUUUCUUCUGAGGUUCCAAGUCUCUCGGCGAUCUCCGAGCUCUGGUUCCCAAACUUGUACAAGGGGAUUGCUCGCAAAACUGCCGUGCUCGCCAGUCAGACCAACAACUUGGUCGCGGCGUAUGAGGUCGCGCUAUAUGAUGAGCAAGUUAGAGUUGCCGAGCUUGAGGAGAGGGUCUCCAAAGCGGAAGAGCGUCUUGCCACCGAGCUCCAAAUCAACGACACUCUCCACUCCUCGGUUUAUCUGCUGAAGCAAGAGAGUGCAGAGCUGAAAGCGGUGAGAAAAGAGCUGACCGAGGCUCAAAGCAUGCUUGCUCAAGAGUUGGAGAAAGACCAGGAGCGGUUGCGGGCCUUGGUGACUCACUGGAAGGGUCGAGCUAAGAGCGUUCACGCAAAGGCUUGCGAACGUUUGGAGAAGGUGAUCCGCAGCUUGGAUGAUGCAGAUCGAGCCUGCAAGCCCUACUUGGUGGUCAACCAGCUUACUGGAGUUCUCGGCUCAUUAAGCAGCUGA
Eutrema salsugineum is the source of this 2016-nucleotide messenger RNA. RefSeq lists its product as uncharacterized. Lineage: Eukaryota; Viridiplantae; Streptophyta; Magnoliopsida; Brassicales; Brassicaceae. The transcript is spliced from 4 exons. The record is from RefSeq and is a predicted model, not a curated record. Bases 1 to 2016 code for a protein of 671 amino acids.